This is a messenger RNA of Ilex paraguariensis (yerba mate), 1020 nucleotides long. The record is from the annotation of a GenBank genome assembly. NCBI's taxonomy places the organism in Eukaryota, Viridiplantae, Streptophyta, Magnoliopsida, Aquifoliales, Aquifoliaceae.
AUGGUUGCAGGGGGUGUGGCAAACUUUUCGAAGGUGAAGUCUCUAAUAUCUAUCAUUGCGGUACGUGCAAGUUUUUCAGCAUGCACAAAAGAUGUGCUGACCUACCUCGAGAAAUUUUCCACCCCAAACACUCCCAACACCCUCUCACCCUCCAUGGAAAACCACCUUAUCCAUCUUCGGCUUGCUUGUGUAAUGUCUGUGGAAAAAGGAGAAAAAUUUUCACCUAUGAUUGUUAUUUGUGCGUGUUCAACGUCUGCUAAUCUUGUGCCUUCGUGGGCACCAUCGAAACACCCAAGUCACAUGCACUAUUUGACCAUGUUACGGAGGCCAUCCUUGUUUCAUUGUGAUGCCUACGGCAUGAAGGCUAAAGAAGAAUCCUAUGUAUGCAUCCCAUGUGAUUUCUGGAUCCACGUGACUUGUGCUUUGUCACUAAGAGUUCUUGCACUUGAUGAUCACGAGCAUCUUCUCACGCUUGCCUAUUCUGUUCCACGACGAUUUUCUGAUUUCAAAUCCGUCUGCGUCUUCUGCGAUAUGGACAUGAAUCCACCGAACUGGUUUUAUUCUUUUGCCCAAUGCAGAUAUUGUGUCCAUUUAAAGAACACAAAAUCAAACACAAGCUCAAAGAAACAUGGAUUGGGUCUUGAUGGGGUUGGUGCCCAUGGUGGAAGUGCAGACCCGCCACGGAUACAACCUCCGUAUUACCCGCCGUGGGUACAACUCCUACCCUCAGGUGAUGCCUUGGGACAAGGUGCAGAAAGUGGCGUCAGUGAAAACUUGGCAGUCGGCGCCCGCAUGAAGGAGAGAGAGCAAGAGGAAGACCGAUGCAAGGGAGGUGCCUCAGGAGAGAUAGACGACGUCUGUCGUGCAUUGGGUGGCACUAACCGCACUCCGGGCGGCGCCUAUGUAUUGUCAGACAGCUCCCUAGGCGCAAUCCAGGCCUCCCUUUACAAGGCCAAUGUUGGAAACGCUACCCAAGUUGCUGAGUUUCUUCCUCCAGACCAUGGUGGUAACUUGGGGUGA